AUGGGUGCCACCUUGCACUGCCUCUUCAUGCAACAAAGGAAUGGCAGUGGAGAGAAGCUCUGGAAAGAAGCUGUGGACAGGGCCUCGUUUGGGACCAGGUGCAGCUUCUAUUCAUCUUGGGUGCCUUCAACCAGUGGGGAGGUUGGGAAAGUCUUCCCAGCCAUCUCAGAGCUUCUCCAGCACCAGGCCCUUCUCAACACUAAGGAGCCACACACAGGCAGAGGCAUUUCACAGGAAUUUAUCAAUGAAAAAUGUCAUUACGAUUGGGGUGAAGGUGAAAAAGCUGCCAGCCACAACCAGGAAUUUGUACAACAUCAGGCUGUCUGUUCUGGAGAAAAUAUUCAUGAGUGUAACAAAUGUGGGAAAGUUUUUAGACAUAUCUGUAACCUCAAUCGACAUAGAAGCGUUCACGCUGGAGAAAAUCCAUAUGAGGAUAGUGAUUGUGAGAAGGCCUUCAGUCAAAGCUCUAAUCUCAGUCAACGCAAGAGGAUUUACACUGGUGAGAAACCUUUUGUAUGUAGUGACUGUGGGAAGUCCUUUAGGGAAAAGUUAACCUUCGUUAAACACUACAGAAUUCACACUGGAGAAAAGCCGUAUGAGUGUACUGAUUGUGGAAAGUCCUUCAGGCAAUCCUCAGCUCUCACAUAUCAUCAAAGAGGUCACAGUAGAGAAAAUUCUUAUGAGUGUAGUGACUGUGGGAAGCUCUUCCAUCAAAGGUCUUGCUUUACUAUACACCUUAGACUUCACAGUGGACAAAAGCCCUAUGAGUGUACUGAUUGUGGAAAGUCCUUCAGUCAAAGCUGUCACCUCACCCAACACCAGAGAGUUCACACAGGCGAAAAACCUUUUGGUUGUAGUGAUUGUGGGAAGUCUUUUAGGCAAAAGUUUACCCUCAUUCAACACCACAGAGUUCAUACUGGAGAAAAGCCGUAUGAGUGUACUGAUUGUGGAAAGUCCUUCAGGCAUGGCAAUUCACUUACUCUACACAGGAGACAUCACACUGGUGAGAAGCCUUAUGAGUGUAGUGAAUGUGGAAAAUCUUUUAGGAGCAGUAGUCACCUCCUUUACCACAAGAGAACUCACACAGGAGAAAAGCCGUAUGAGUGCAGUGAUUGUGGGAAGUCCUUCAGCCAAAGAUCCAAGCUCAUGGACCACCACAGAUGUCACACUGGAGAAAACCCAUAUGAGUGUAGUGAAUGUGGGAAAUGUUUUCGCUACAAACCUAGCCUUGUUAGACAUCUGAGAGUUCACACUGGAGAAAGUCCUUAAAUGUGCAGGGGAUGUUUUAUCUUUCUCACUCUACAACACUGAAGAAGACUUAAAUCCAUUUACCUGAGUAUAAACCCCUCUUAUCUGAACAUACACUGUGCGAAAUUCCUCAUAAGUUUGAGGUACAAGUGAGGCUUGAAGGAGCUGCAUUGCACUUGCUAUCUUCCAUGGACUCCACCUCAUUGAUGUCACUGCGAGGAUUUGUGGCUGAAGUGACCUCCCCACCACCUGGCUCAGCUGAACAGUGUGCAUCAGUCACCACCCCUGCGUGAUCAGGAAAAGGAAUUCUGUGUUCUCCCUUGUGCUUAAGUGAAUUAUGAAGACUCUGAGCUCCUGGCAGGAUCUUCAUUCCUUGCUCUCUGACUAGGAAAUGCACCUAACUCAGGAUUCAUCCAGAGGCCCCAUCCUUAGCUAAGAAGAGCUGCCUCUCUCAGGGACAUGUGGCUCUCACAUUUUGUUGUCACCAAUGGUUUCAGGUUCCAAUUCACCGACCUGAAAACUGCUUGCUGUGCACUGCUCUGGUUUACGAUGUUUUUGUAACGGCAUUUUUGCUUUUGCACCUUUAGUUCUGGUGGUCCUAGUCGCCGCCUGGGAUGAUUUGCAAGCACAGGUGUGAUCUGGCGUCAUGUGGAGUCACCAGAUACUGUGGGGAUCCCAAACUCUGUGCUUCAGAGGGGACAGCAGAAUGGCAGAAAACCUCUGUUUGUCUAAUUAGUUCGCAUUACUGCCCCAGGCCUUGAAAUAGACUGGGUGACUUUGCCAUUCUAUUAUGCAGGUUUCAUCCUUGGCCCCCCACUUCUGCUAGUGUGGGAGGCAUCCAGUCA
Molecule: messenger RNA, 2093 nt
Organism: Eptesicus fuscus (big brown bat)
Lineage: Eukaryota; Metazoa; Chordata; Mammalia; Chiroptera; Vespertilionidae
Product: zinc finger protein 501-like
Exons: 2
Coding region: 1-1269 (422 amino acids)
Source: RefSeq, a predicted model, not a curated record